Messenger RNA from Sorghum bicolor (sorghum), 1159 nucleotides. Its product is annotated as probable CCR4-associated factor 1 homolog 9. The record is from RefSeq and is a predicted model, not a curated record. The transcript has a single exon. Lineage: Eukaryota; Viridiplantae; Streptophyta; Magnoliopsida; Poales; Poaceae. The coding region runs from base 1 to 1089 and encodes 362 amino acids. Gene Ontology annotation, molecular function: poly(A)-specific ribonuclease activity; nucleic acid binding. Gene Ontology annotation, cellular component: P-body; CCR4-NOT core complex; CCR4-NOT complex.
AUGUUGCCGCACAGGCAUCUGCCGCGGCCGUGGCGCAACGCCGCCGCAGCGCCGCCGAUGGUCCUGUACCAGCCACCGCCACCGCCACCGCCAAUGUUCUUGUACCCGCCGCCGUAUCCUACCACCAUCGUCGGGGUGCCGCCGCCGUAUCCCGCCGUCCCGCACCCGCCGUAUUUCGGCCACCACCACCCGAUGAUGCCCCCCGCCGCCGUCCACGUGCAGCUGCAGUCGGUGACGGCGGCCAACUUCGCCGCCGAGCUCGACGUCAUCGGCUCCCUGCUCCAGAACUACCCCUACGUCGUCGUGGACACCGAGUACCCCGGCACCGUCCACCACGCUCCCGCCGGGCGCCGCGACAGCGACCUCAGCCCCGACGAGCGGUACGCGCUGGUGAAGGCCAACGUGGACGAGCUCCCCAUCGUGCAGCUCGGGAUCACGCUCUGCGACGCCCACGGCAACCUACCCUUCGUCCCCGACUUCGACCCUUACGGCUACCACCACACCGGCGGCGGCUACGGCGCGGAGCGCGCAUGGGAGGUGAACUUCUCGGACUUCGACGUCAGCCGGGACCGCCACGCGCCGCAGUCCGUGGCGUUCCUGCGGUCCCAGGGCGUCGACUUCGACGCGGCGCGCGCGCGGGGCGUCAGCUCGGCGUCGUUCGGGGCGAAACUCGCCGAGAUCCUGUCGACGGCGGCGGCGCCGCGGAGCGGGAACGGCGUCGAGCUGACGUGGGUGACGUUCGGCGGCGCCUACGACCUGGCCUACCUCGUCAAGAUGCUCGACGGCGGGGAGAAGCCGCUGCCGGAGACGAGGCAGGGCUUCGUGGAGCGGCUCAGGGAGCUCCUCGGCGGCGGCCGGCUGUUCGACGCCAAAUUCAUGGCUGAGAACUGCGGCCGCGCGGACCUCCGUGGAGUUGGCAUGAGAAGCGUCGCGGCCAACCUCGGCGCCGCGAUGCCCGCGGAGGACCUUCCGUGGCUCGCCGGCACCAAGAGUGUCACCGCUUAUAGCAUACAUUCCAUAUUGAGAUUGCAUGUCCUCUCGCAGGACACUGCCGCCGGCUUCGAAGGAAUCAUCGACGGACUACAGUGAUUUUUUUGCUUUUUCAAUUCUUUUAGUGUAGCAUAGAUUACAAGCAGAAAAAAAAACAAAAAAAAAGAAG